Molecule: messenger RNA, 4405 nt
Organism: Myotis daubentonii (Daubenton's bat)
Lineage: Eukaryota; Metazoa; Chordata; Mammalia; Chiroptera; Vespertilionidae
Gene: CTDP1
Product: CTD phosphatase 1
Cellular component (GO): nucleus
Molecular function (GO): RNA polymerase II CTD heptapeptide repeat phosphatase activity
Source: RefSeq, a predicted model, not a curated record
UCACAGAGUAAACAGGGCGUAGUAACACUGUUCCCACCGGGCCCAGCUCACGGGUUUGGUCCUGGAACGCCACGGUACCCGUUGCUGGUGCAGCGCGUCUCGGGCCCCGCGUGGGCUAGUGUUUACACGCGGGCCCCCUGGCUCACGCACGUGGCGUAGUGUGACGCCACACGCUGUCCCGGAAGUCGGCGCGGACCUGGGCGGCGGGUGGAAGCCGGUGCAAGAGUGGGAAUCGCAGCGCAGCCACCGCCGCCGCCUGGGCCAGGGUCGCUCGCCCGCCCGCCCGCCGGUCCGCCGGUUCGCGAUGGGCACCGGGCCCUGAGCGCCCUCCCGCCGCAUCUCCGCAGCGAACCUGUUGGCCGCGAUGGAGGCGCCUCCCGCCGACCGCGUUCCCGCCGAAGGCACCCCGCCGGCGGCCGUGGCGGAGGUGCGCUGCCCGGGUCCCGGUCCGCUACGCCUGCUCGAGUGGAGGGUGGCGGCGGGCGAGACCGUGCGCAUCGGCUCGGUGUUGGCUGUGUUCGAGGCCGCCGCCGCCUCCGCGCAGCCCUCGGGGCUCCCCCCUGCCCGCGCCGGCUCCGGGGGCUGCGUGCGCGCCGAGCGCAGGCUGAGGUCGGAGCGCGCCGGCGUGGUGCGGGAGCUGUGCGCACAGCCGGGCCAGGUGGUGGCUCCCGGAGCGGUUCUGGUGCGAGUCGAAGGAUGCAGCCACCCGGUGGUCAUGAAGGGUUUGUGUGCCGAGUGUGGCCAAGACCUGACCCAGCUGCAGAGCAAGAACGGGAGGCAGCAGAUGCCACUGUCCACAGCCACCGUGUCGAUGGUGCACAGUGUCCCGGAGCUGAUGGUGAGCUCUGAGCAAGCGGAGCAGUUAGGGAGGGAAGACCAGCAACGGCUGCAUCGGAACAGGAAGCUGGUGCUCAUGGUCGACUUGGACCAGACCCUGAUCCACACCACGGAGCAGCAGUGCCAGCAGAUGUCAAACAAAGGCAUCCUGCACUUCCAGCUGGGCCGGGGCGAGCCGAUGCUGCACACCCGCCUGCGUCCGCACUGCAGGGAGUUCCUGGAGAAGGUCGCCAGGCUGUACGAGCUGCACGUCUUCACCUUCGGCAGCCGGCUGUAUGCACACACGAUUGCAGGCUUUUUAGACCCUGAGAAGAAGCUUUUUUCUCACCGAAUAUUAUCGAGGGACGAGUGUAUUGACCCGUUUUCUAAAACAGGGAACCUCAGAAAUCUCUUUCCUUGUGGAGACUCGAUGGUUUGCAUUAUCGAUGACCGAGAAGAUGUCUGGAAGUUCGCCCCCAAUCUGAUCACCGUAAAGAAAUACGUCUACUUCCAGGGCACAGGGGACAUCAAUGCUCCCCCAGGGUCCCGGGAGCCUCCGGCGAGAAAGAAAGUGAAUUAUCCUCCCAAAGGUGCUGACAUCGCAGAUCAAGCUCCGUCCAUUAAGGACCCUGAGGAGGGAAGGCCGGUUUCUGCAGUCGAGCAGAGUAACGGCCUUGGGAAGCCCAUGAGGGAACUCAACGGGGACUGGGCCUCACCUGCUGCCCGAGCCCCUUUGGUGGACGGUAGGAGGCCCCCAGUGUGUGUUCAGCAGCAGGGUCGGACCUCAGUGGAGAAGCAGCCCGCACAGGGCACAGCAGGCAGUGACCUGGACUUUGACUUAUCCAGUGACAGUGAGAGCAGCAGUGAGUCGGAGGGUCAGUCCUCCACCACCUCUGAUGGCGAAAGUGGGGAGAAGAAGAGCCAGAAGAAGCCUAAGGCUGCGCAGGACACCAGGAGAGCCAUGCAGCGGGGCGGGGCCCCCGGCCCGGGCGGGGAGAGGCCCACACGGCCAAAUCACUGUGGAGAGCCUGUGCCUGGAGUCCAGCCUGACCUGCAGGAGGAGGGCGAGCGAGACGGCUUCUGUGGGCUGGCGGGUGGCUCUGCUGACAAGAAGGAGGCUGAGACGGAGUCCCAGAACAGUGAGCAGUCAGGCAUCACAGUGGGCGAGUCCCUGGACCAGAGCGUGGAGGAGGAGGAGAACGAGGAGGAGGAGGAUGAUGAUGGUGAUGACCACCUGGUCCACCUGGAGGAGAUCCUCGCCCGCGUGCACUCCGACUACUACGCCAGGUAUGACCGCUACUUGCGCGGUGAGACCCAGGAGGCACCCGACAUACGGAAGAUCGUCCCUGAGCUCAAGAGCCGAGUACUGGCGGACGUGGCCAUAAUCUUCAGUGGGCUCUACCCCACCAACUUCCCGGUGGAAAAGACACGGGAGCAUUACCAUGCCACGGCCCUCGGAGCCAAGAUCCUCACCCAGCUGGUGUUAGACCCUGACGCCCCUGACAGGGCCACCCACCUGAUUGCUGCAAAGGCAGGCACAGAGAAGGUGCGGCAGGCCCAGGCAUGCGGACAGUUGCACGUGGUGAACCCCGACUGGCUGUGGAGCUGCCUAGAGCGGUGGGACAAGGUGGAGGAGCAGCUCUUCCCGCUGAGCGAGGACUACGGCAAAGUGCAGAGGGAGGACAGUCCCGCAGCCUUUCCCGACAGGCAGGGUGCGCUGCCAGCUGCCUUGUUCCAUCCGACACCUGUGCACGCCAAGGCCCAGCCCGGCCCUGACGUCCGGAUCUACGACGCCAGCACGGGCAAGCUCAUCCGGAAGGGCACUGCCAGCCCCGGGCCCCCCGGCUCCCUGCAGAUCCACACGGGACACUCCUCCUUCAGAGCUGUUCAGCCUCAUCAGCAGCAGAUGUUUGGUGAAGAGCUGCCAGAUAAUCCCGAUGGAGAACAGCCUGGUCCUUCUAGAAGAAAGCGACAGCCCAGCAUGUCAGAGACCAUGCCGCUGUACACUCUGUGUAAGGAGGAUUUAGAGAGUAUGGACAAAGAGGUGGACGACAUCCUAGGAGAAGGCAGUGAUGACAGCGACAGCGAGAAGAAGAAGCCGGAGGAGCAGGAGGAGGAGCAGGAUGGGGCACCUCAGCCCAGGGAGCCCAAGGCCCCAGCAGCCCAGAGGGGGCACACACUCCAGUCGAAGUCACCCAGCGAGAGGAGUGCAGCGGAGGCCCGGGGGCCCAGAGUCGGCGGCUGAGUGAAGACGUCGGGUCAGAAGGGUAGGAAGGAGCAGUUUCCAUCGUUACCUGUGGACAGUGGUCACAGCCGUUUCCCUCACCAAAGACUGUUCUCCGAGUGCCAGGAAAUGUCAGUCUUGGCGCCGUGGCCAUCCCAUCCGGUCGGUGGCGCACAAGGAAAACUGCCCCAUCUUCAGGGGCUGAAUUCCUGGCGCGUGUCCAGCCCACCCACCUCGGUUGAGCACCGACCCCAUGUUUCCAUGUGGACACAGGUGUGGAAGGUGUUCCAGGUGGUGGAUUGACCUGGAAGGUUCUCGUUAAUACACUGGGGGUUUGUCAUCUCUAAAAUGGAGGAAACACAGCAUUUCCUCAGUGAGGUUCUCACUUGCUCCCCCACUGGAGCCGUGGUUACACACCAUCGUGCCUGCUCCUGCCCUGCCCUGCCGUCUUCAGUGCACCCCUGGGCAUUCAUCACAUCUGUGGACACAGUUGCACUGUGUCCAGUCUCUUCUGUCACAAGCAAUGCUGUGGGGCCUGCCCCAUGCACUUGAGCGCAUCACUCGGUGGAUUUCUGAAAGCAGAAUUGCCGGUCGAAAGGUGUUUGCGCUUUUAACCUGUAAGCUGCUGACAGUUGUCCUCUGUGGAAGGUGGUGCCAAUCAAACUCCCCUCAGAACACGUGACUGUGCUCAUUGUCCACACCUGCUCAGCGCGACAGAUAAAAAGUGGUGUCGUUGUUUUUCUGCCUUUGUCUUUCUAAGGGCUGUGCCCAUGCCCGAGGCUGAGCCCAGAGAGCCCACACUUUGGGGACAGCGACUUCACCAAAACAGUCCAGCCAGUCACUAAACAGCAACAGUAACCAGCCUGGGGGGAGGGGAGACCAGGACCCAGGGCUGCUACAACAUGGGAACUAAAAUGUCCACUUUCUAGCAAAAACAUUACAUAGAGACAGCAGAGUCUGACCCACACAGGAAGACAACCACAGGCAAGCAGGUGUCAGAGGUCACAGACCAUGGCUUCAGACAAUGAAUUACUGACAAGGCCUCAUCUAGCAGACACUGUCAGACAGGAGCGCUGCAAAUGAAAAGUGUAACACGUAAAUGGAAAUCCACCAGAGGGCCCCAGCGUUGAUUUGAACCUGCAGAAGGAUUAGCAGACUUGGAGAUGGAUCGAUGGAGAUCAUGUGAUCAAAAGGCACAGACUCAGGUGUGGGCACAUGGAAUCGACCAGGAUCCAAAAUCCACAGAAGCAAACACACUGCCCAGUGCCACCUCGGGAGCAGAGCCUGCCCGUCAGAUUCAGGUGGUCCUUCCUCUGCCCCAGACGUGGCCUCCCAGAGACAGGAGACAGACUGUUGCAGAAAAAA